Protobothrops mucrosquamatus (brown spotted pit viper) is the source of this 2181-nucleotide messenger RNA. RefSeq names its product fibronectin type III and SPRY domain containing 1 like (gene FSD1L). The record is from RefSeq and is a predicted model, not a curated record. Gene Ontology annotation, molecular function: protein binding. The transcript is spliced from 14 exons. Bases 34 to 1560 code for a protein of 508 amino acids. Lineage: Eukaryota; Metazoa; Chordata; Lepidosauria; Squamata; Viperidae.
UCCCUCAUUCACCUGCCUGGAACCGGUCUCGCCAUGGAGGUGCAGAAAGAAGCGUUGCAAAGAAUUAUCUCCACAUUGGCACAUAAAAAUGAUGAAAUCCAGAACUUUAUUGAAACUUUAAAUCACAUUUUGGAAGGAGUACAGACUAAUUCUUCCAGUGUUAUUUCUGAGUUGGAAGAGGAAUUUGAUGGCUUAUACUCAAUACUUGAUGAAAUGAAGGAGAUCAUGACAACUAACAUCAAGCAAGAACAAGCACAUAAAAUCCAGGAACUUCAGAAUCAGCUUAGUCAAUGUAGUAAUGCCCUGGAGAACUCUGAAGAAUUGCUGGAGUUUGCUGCACGAUCCUUGGAUAUAAAGGAGUCCGAAGAAUUUUCAAAGGCUGCCAGACAGAUCAAGGAUAGAGUCACAAUGGCUCCAGCAUUCCGUUUGUCUUUGAAACCUAAAGUGAGUGACAAUAUGACACACUUGAUGGUGGAUUUUUCUCAGGAGAGACGAAUGCUUCAGGCACUAAAGUUCUUGCCAGUUCCCAGAGCUCCAGAGAUUAUUUUAACAGACUGUCUGGUAGCUGAUAACGCCGUAACAGUAGCAUGGCAAAUGGCCGAAGAAGACAACAAAAUCGAUCACUAUAUACUUGAAUUUAGAAAAACCAAUUUUGAUGGUCUUCCUCGCAUAAAAGAUGAGAGAUGUUGGGAAUCUAUAGACUACAUUAAGGGCACUGAAUAUACAUUAUCAGGACUAAGAUUUGAUUCAAAAUACAUGAACUUUCGUGUCCGAGCUUGCAACAAGGCUGUGGCUGGGGAUUAUUCGGAUCCUGUGACUUUAGAGACAAAAGCUCUUAUAUUCAAUCUUGAUGGUUCAUCAUCUCAUCUUAACUUAAAAGUUGAAGAUACCUAUGUUGAGUGGGACUCUACUGGAGGGAAAAGCCAAGAAGGCAAAACAAAAGGAAAAGAAAAUAAAGGCAGUGGCCAGAUUACCCUUCUGAAGAACAGUACAAGAAGUGGCACUCCAUCUCCAAAGCGGUCAUCGGUUAGCUCACGCUCACCUUUGAUAAGGGGCAGCCGAGAUAGAUUUACUGGAGAAUCAUAUACAGUCUUGGGAGAUACUACAAUUGAAAAUGGACAGCAUUAUUGGGAAGUGAAAGCCCAGAAGGACUGCAAGUCAUACAGUGUAGGAGUAGCAUAUAAAAAUUUGGGAAAAUUUGAUCAGCUGGGAAAGACCAGUACAAGCUGGUGUGUUCAUAUCAAUAACUGGCUCCAGAGUACGUUUGCAGCCAAACACAAUAAUAAAGCAAAAACACUAGAUGUCGUGGUUCCAGACAGGAUAGGAGUCUAUUGUGACUUUGAUGGAGGUCAACUAUCUUUCUAUAAUGCAAGCUCAAAACAGUUGUUAUAUACUUUCAAAACAAAAUUUACCCAACCCCUAUUACCAGGCUUUAUGGUUUGGUGUGGUGGGCUCACAUUGACAACAGGAUUGCAAGUGCCAACAGCUGUGAAAACACUGCAGAAAAAUGAAAAUGGGUUGAGUGGUUCCACUGGUAGUCUAACCAAUGUUGUCCAGUGAUGUUCCUGGUUAACAGCUACAAUAAGAUCAAAGAACAGUUUAAUGCAUUCUUGCUACUUCCAAUGUCUGACCACCACUAGUGCACACUGCUUGUAUUGAAACUGGCUUCUACUGAAGUAUUAGCAAGAAUGUAUUGUGGUAUAAUAGGAAAACAUCAGCUUUGGCAAAGGAAUAUUUCAGGUUAUAGCUGUAUGCUUCUCUUAGACUAAACAUGACUACUUGUCUUAUGGUUGCUUGACUGAUAAUGAAUUUUGAAUGAUAUGUAACAAAGACAGGUAUGAUCUUAUUAUAACUUCCCUCCACUCCACCCCACCCCAUCCCCACUGCUUUUCUCCUUUCUAGGUUUCUAAUAAUUAGGUUUAAUCUAUAAGAAAAGGAGCUAAACACUGACGCUUGUAAAAUGGGAGUCUUUUAAUAAUCAGAAAAAAAUGUCCACAAAUAGAAAAGGGGAGGAACAUGAAUUAAUGUUUUGAUUAUUGUCCUUUCAUUCAAUGUAGCUCUUUAAUUGCCAGACUCCAAGACUUAACUUUGUUAUUGAGCCUAAGUAAUUUUAUGUUGAUAUUUUAUGUCUUUUCUUUUACAGAAUGGAAGCUGUCAUCUAUAUUUCACUACUGUAUAUAU